AUAUGUUCCCUUUUAAUUUCAUAUUUUCCUCUUUUCUCUGACUAUAUUAGAUUCUAUUAACUUAGAGCAGCAGUCUACUUUUAUGUAUAUAUAACUAAAACUUUAUCAUAUGUCAUAAUAAAUGUUUUCUGGUGUUGUAAUCACUAAGGACACAAAUAUUCUUUACUCAUCACUGAUACUUAGAUUCUUUCACUUUUAUUGUUUGUCUCAGAAUAGUUGGUGCUCAUUUCUGUCUGGGAGGUGCUUUCUUUUUAUCUUUUCUCUUUCUGCUUCUAUCUGAUGUUAGCAAAAUAAUAGGAUUUAAGAGCCAUCUUAAUAUUAUAUAAAUGGCUCAAGACUAUGCCUUGGGAGCCUGGGGUUCCAGUCCUUGCUUUGUCCCUUCUGAAUUCCUCUGAAAUAGAAUAGGAGAGAAUUUAUGUCCAGUGUUUCCCAAAUUCCUAGCGUAAGAAUUGCUGGAGGCGCUCGUUGAAAACAAAGAUUCUUAGAUCCCUACCGAGAUCUACUGAAUUGGAAUUUCCAAAGGAAAAUGAUUCUUAUACUCAGGGAAGUUUCACUCACAUAGGACAAGAUUAAGAUUCCUUCCAUCUCUGAUAUUCGAUUCUGUGAAUACUAUCAUUAUACUGCCAUAAUCAAAAGAAGAAUUUUGUCUAAACAAAGGAGUGUCAGAAAACCACUGCCAAUACUCCAAAGUUUAGUAUUUGGGAUACCUAUGAGCACAAAUAAAUUGGUACAUUGCAUACAAGUGCUAUUCCAUCUACUCUGCCAGAUCAAGGAAAGCCACAACAUAAGUGGAUCUUCAAGGCAUCUGUGCCUCUGCUAGUUAACUUGACUAGUAACUUCUGACCAUUUAUUUUCCAUCCAAAGUCAUUAACCAAACCAAGUCAGAAAUGGCAGUGCUUCCUGAAAGAAUAACUAUAGCUUAAUUAUUAAUGCCACAGUCAGAAAUGAAGCUGGACUCUUCUUUGGGUAAAGGUUGGUGGGAGACAGUAGAAAUGAGGGGUGUAAUAGAAACUGAGAAGAUAUGGUCAAAGUCUGAGUUAAAGUUUAGAGAGGAAAAGACAGUUUAUCCUGGCCCUAUUUGUCAAUAAAUUAUUUGAAUAGUUAAUGUAAAAAUUUUGUGAGGGAUAGAGUUAUAGGUUUUCUCUCUUGUAUUUUCAAAUAAAAUAAUUCAUUCUGAUGUUGCCUGACCUUGUUGAUUUAGUCUUCAUUUUUCUUAUUUCUUUUGUAGCUCUCUAGCCUUUCUUUUCCCUUUUCUUUUGACAAACAACUAGAGGGGCACCAUGCUCUUUUCUUAUUCUUUUACUUCUUUGGCUUGACAAAAAUAACACAGCAUAAAAUGCACCUAGCAUUAUCAUGUUUGUUCUUGUUCCUCUUCUGAUAAGGACUAAAUGUAUAAUUAAGGAAAAUGGUGUUCACAACAGUACCUAGAAAGUAACUGGUUCACAAUUUUUCCUCAAAUUAAAUUUUAUUUAUUAAAUGAAAGAAUAGAUUAAUCUUGAAGUGAGAAAAUGAAAAUAUAAGGAAUGACUUUAGCAAAGAAGAACAAUGGUUCCCAAAUGUAUAUCACCAAUCCUUUUCUCUCAUUUUCUUUAGCCCCACCUCUUUAAUGGCUUAUAGGCUAUUUCUAGCUGAACUUUUAUGAUGUUGAAAACAAAAGUCUCCUUCCUUCCUUCCUUUCUUUUCUUUUCUUUCUUUCCUUUCUUUCCCUUCUUUUCUUUCUUUCUUUCCUUUCUUUCCCUUCUUUUCUUUCUUUCUUUCAAGUCUUGCUCCGUCGCCCAGGCUGGAGUGCAAUGGUGGGGUCUCGGCUCACUGCAACCUCUGCCUCUUGGGUUCAAACGAUUCUCCUGCCUCAGCCUCCUGAGUAGCUGGGACUAUAGGCGUGUGCCACCACACCCAGCUAAUUUUUGUAUUUUUAGUAGAGAUGGGGUUUCACUAUGUUGGCCAGGCUAAUCUUGAACUCCUGAGCUGUGAUCAGCCCACCUCGGCCUCCCAAAGUGUUGGGAUUACAGGCGUGAGCCUCUGCACCCAGCCAAAACUCACCAUCUUUCUUAUCUCCCAAACUCAGUUUUAUGAUGACUUUCCUUCUCCAAUGCAUUUUAAUCCUCUGCAUUCCUACAUUCCAUUUAUGUAACCUCCAUACCUGAAUAAUGACUGACACUAACUCCACUUUUCCCAGCUGUCAUGGCAUAGUGAAAAUUCCAGAUCUGCCACUUAGUGGACAGGUACUUUGAACAAAUUUCUUAACCUCUGGGAACAUUACUUUCUAUAAAAUGGGGAUAGUAAUAUGAAUUAGAAUAUAUAUGUUAUAGACAUACAACAUAGAUGUAAUUCAUAUAUAUUAACCUUUCAAUAGUAGAUGUUCAAUAAAUUACAGCUAUUGUUACCCUGAAAUCAGUUUUUCUUUUUUUUUUUUUUUGGAAAUGGAGUUUCGCUCUUGUUUUCCAGGCUGGAGUGCAAUGGUGCAAUCUCAGCUCACCGCAACCUCCGCCUCCCAGGUUCAAGUGAUUCUUCUGCCUUAGCCUCCUGAGUAGCUGGGAUUAUAGGCGCCCGCCACCACACCCAGCUAAUUUUUUUUUUGUAUUUUUAGUAGAGACAGGGUUUCACCAUGUGGGCCAGGCUAGUCUUGAAUUCCUGACCUAAAACGAUCCGCCUGCCUGGGCCUUCCAAAGUGCUAGGAUUAUAUGCGUGAACCACCGCGCCUGACCAUGGAAUCAGUUUUUCAAUCUGUGCUCGAGGUGUUGUGUUCUUAACUAUCUUCUACUCCUUUGCAAAGAUAAUCUUUCUUAAACAUAGAUUUUCUAAUCAGUUCUCUAGCAUUGUUUCAUUCUAUCUUUGGCAUGUUUUCACUUUGCUGUGCUGUACUUUUACACAUUCUUUUUAACUAUAGCUUCCUGCUUUGCUCUGGAUCAGGAAGCUAUUGAAGCUGACACCCACAGAGUUAAACUCAGUUGCUGAAGCCACCAGCUCCCCCUCCCAGUCCUUCUUUUCAGAGUAGGCUGGCAGCUGUCCUAACUGCCUACUAAAGCCAAAUGCUUGAGGAGAGAGAGAGAGUAAGGAGCCAGCCAUGAAUCCUUUCCAGAAAAAUGAGUCCAAGGAAACUCUUUUUUCACCUGUCUCCAUUGAAGAGGUACCACCUCGACCGCCUAGCCCUCCAAAGAAGCCAUCUCCGACAAUCUGUGGCUCCAACUAUCCACUGAGCAUUGCCUUCAUUGUGGUGAAUGAAUUCUGCGAGCGCUUUUCCUAUUAUGGAAUGAAAGCUGUGCUGAUCCUGUAUUUCCUGUAUUUCCUGCACUGGAAUGAAGAUACCUCCACAUCUAUAUACCAUGCCUUCAGCAGCCUCUGUUAUUUUACUCCCAUCCUGGGAGCAGCCAUUGCUGACUCGUGGUUGGGAAAAUUCAAGACAAUCAUCUAUCUCUCCUUGGUGUAUGUGCUUGGCCAUGUGAUCAAGUCCUUGGGUGCCUUACCAAUACUGGGAGGACAAGUGGUACACACAGUCCUAUCAUUGAUCGGCCUGAGUCUAAUAGCUUUGGGGACAGGAGGCAUCAAACCCUGUGUGGCAGCUUUUGGUGGAGACCAGUUUGAAGAAAAACAUGCAGAGGAACGGACUAGAUACUUCUCAGUCUUCUACCUGUCCAUCAAUGCAGGGAGCUUGAUUUCUACAUUUAUCACACCCAUGCUGAGAGGAGAUGUGCAAUGUUUUGGAGAAGACUGCUAUGCAUUGGCUUUUGGAGUUCCAGGACUGCUCAUGGUAAUUGCACUUGUUGUGUUUGCAAUGGGAAGCAAAAUAUACAAUAAACCACCCCCUGAAGGAAACAUAGUGGCUCAAGUUUUCAAAUGUAUCUGGUUUGCUAUUUCCAAUCGUUUCAAGAACCGUUCUGGAGACAUUCCAAAGCGACAGCACUGGCUAGACUGGGCAGCUGAGAAAUAUCCAAAGCAGCUCAUUAUGGAUGUAAAGGCACUGACCAGGGUACUAUUCCUUUAUAUCCCAUUGCCCAUGUUCUGGGCUCUUUUGGAUCAGCAGGGUUCACGAUGGACUUUGCAAGCCAUCAGGAUGAAUAGGAAUUUGGGGUUUUUUGUGCUUCAGCCGGACCAGAUGCAGGUUCUAAAUCCCCUUCUGGUUCUUAUCUUCAUCCCGUUGUUUGACUUUGUCAUUUAUCGUCUGGUCUCCAAGUGUGGAAUUAACUUCUCAUCACUUAGGAAAAUGGCUGUUGGUAUGAUCCUAGCGUGCCUGGCAUUUGCAGUUGCGGCAGCUGUAGAGAUAAAAAUAAAUGAAAUGGCCCCAGCCCAGUCAGGUCCCCAGGAGGUUUUCCUACAAGUCUUGAAUCUGGCAGAUGAUGAGGUGAAGGUGACAGUGGUGGGAAAUGAAAACAAUUCUCUGUUGAUAGAGUCCAUCAAAUCCUUUCAGAAAACACCAUACUAUUCCAAACUGCACCUGAAAACAAAAAGCCAGGAUUUUCACUUCCACCUGAAAUAUCACAAUUUGUCUCUCUACACUGAGCAUUCUGUGCAGGAGAAGAACUGGUACAGUCUUGUCAUUCGUGAAGAUGGGAACAGUAUCUCCAGCAUGAUGGUAAAGGAUACAGAAAGCAAAACAACCAAUGGGAUGACAACCGUGAGGUUUGUUAACACUUUGCAUAAAGAUGUCAACAUCUCCCUGAAUACAGAUACCUCUCUCAAUGUUGGUGAAGACUAUGGUGUGUCUGCUUAUAGAACUGUGCAAAGAGGAGAAUACCCUGCAGUGCACUGUAGAACAGAAGAUAAGAACUUUUCUCUGAAUUUGGGUCUUCUAGACUUUGGUGCAGCAUAUCUGUUUGUUAUUACUAAUAACACCAAUCAGGGUCUUCAGGCCUGGAAGAUUGAAGACAUUCCAGCCAACAAAAUGUCCAUUGCAUGGCAGCUACCACAAUAUGCCCUGGUUACAGCUGGGGAGGUCAUGUUCUCUGUCACAGGUCUUGAGUUUUCUUAUUCUCAGGCUCCCUCUAGCAUGAAAUCUGUGCUCCAGGCAGCUUGGCUAUUGACAAUUGCAGUUGGGAAUAUCAUCGUGCUUGUUGUGGCACAGUUCAGUGGCCUGGUACAGUGGGCCGAAUUCAUUUUGUUUUCCUGCCUCCUGCUGGUGAUCUGCCUGAUCUUCUCCAUCAUGGGCUACUACUAUGUUCCUGUAAAGACAGAGGAUAUGCGGGGUCCAGCAGAUAAGCACAUUCCUCACAUCCAGGGGAACAUGAUCAAACUAGAGACCAAGAAGACAAAACUCUGAUGACUCCCUAGAUUCUGUCCUGACCCCAAUUCCUGGCCCUGUCUUGAAGCAUUUUUUUUCUUCUACUGGAUUAGACAAGAGAGAUAGCAGCAUAUCAGAGCUGAUCUCCUCCACCUUUCUCCAAUGACAGAAGUUCCAGGACUGAUUUUCCAGUACAUCUUUAAAUAAGGCCCCAGAGACUCUAUGUCUGCCCGUCCAUCAGUGAACUCAUUAAAACUUGUGCAGUGUUGCUGGAGCUGGCCUGGUGUCUCCAAAUGACCAUGAAAAUACACACGUAUAAUGGAGAUCAUUCUCUGUGGGUAUGCAAAGUUAUGGGAAUUCCUUUAUAGGUAACUGCCAUUUAGGACUGAUGGCCCUAAUUUUUGAGGUGCUGAUUUAGAGGCAAAAUUGCAGAAUAACAAAGAAAUGGUAUUUCAAGUUUUUUUUUUUAUAAGCAAUGUAAUUAUGCUAUUCACAGGGGCCUCAAGAAUUGGUAUGUAUGAUGUGAUCUGGUCCAGCCAGGGCCUGGCUUGUCAGCUCUCUAGGUUUAAUAUGACUUUAGUAAAUUUGUCAAUAUAGAUGGUAGGAAGCAGAAUGCCAUUUUAUUAAAACACAGGAGAAGUUAUAUCUCUCUGAUUAUGAUAGUAUUUUAUUUAGUUAUCCAAACCCUCCUUUCUUGGUAUGGAUAGAUCAUGGAAACCAGAUUAGAGAUAGUAAGCAUUAGUAAACAUUGUUCUGGAGAAUAGGAACAGGUGUAAGUUGUAGAAAUCCUGAAGAGCCAGUCAUUCUUUUACAGAGUACAUUCUUCUUAGCCUCUAUGGCGCUGGUCUAUGCCCUUCAGUGAACAGUUGUAUAAACAAUAAUUAUAAUUUGCAACCUUGUCUUGUCAACCUUGCUGAUCCAGCUUUUUCUUAUUAUUACACCUUGUCUUGCUUAUUGCAGCAAAUAUUCAAUAACAACAAUGUUUCUAUAAGUCCAACUUCCUUUAUUAAUGUUUCCAUUUAGCCUCAAAAAUAUCAAAGUAGUUCCUUUUUGAUGUUGUUUUCCUGAUUUACUUUUCCCAUAAGUUUUAAAUACCAUUUCUGCCUUGAAGCCUAGAAAUUUUCUUUUUAUUCAAAAAAAGUUACAUUAAUGCUCUAGGUUUGAGGUUCUAAAAUGGAAAUGUCAAUAGAGGAGCAUGGUCCUAUGUGAGGUUCCUAUCAAAAUUUGUGGGAGUAGGGAUGGUAGAGCAUGAGGGUUUUGUUUGUGUAUGUGUAUGGUCAUGAAAAAAAAUUGAGAAACAUUACCUCAUACACAAUGAAUGAAUCAGAGGAUAGACACGGGAAUGGCACGACUGUGCAGUGUGUUACUAGGAAAAAAGUUCAGAAUCACUGUUCUAGAGAGCUUCAUUUCCAUUGGUUUUAAAACAUUAUUCUCAUGUAGAACAGUGUUGGGUCUCAUACUGUUAAUGUUAAUACGUAACAAUGUUCAUGUUAACAGGCACCUGUUAAUAUUAACAGAUAAUGUUACUGUUAACAGGUAAGAGAAAUUGCUCUAAGUGUCCAAACUUUAUAUACUUCAGUUUUAAUGACAAGCAUUUCAGAAGUAUAAGAGCGGCAGCCAGACCAACCAGUUUUUCCAGAUAUCUUGAUGUGAACCUGACCCUACUCCUUUAGAAGACAGCCUGUUCAUUUUUAAAUAGCUUUAACCCAAACUGUUCUAUGACCAUUGUUUCAAGAGACAUUAACACAGUUCUGUAAAUAGAAGUGUCUAUGGACAAAUAAGUUUGGGAAAUGUGGCAUACUGUAUCCUUUUCUUAACAUUUGCAUAUUAAAGACUCUGAGAUAUCCUGCAGUAAAGACACAA
Gorilla gorilla gorilla (western lowland gorilla) is the source of this 7078-nucleotide messenger RNA. It is a transcript of the gene SLC15A2, whose product is annotated as solute carrier family 15 member 2. Gene Ontology annotation, cellular component: membrane. Gene Ontology annotation, biological process: oligopeptide transport; transmembrane transport. Bases 3065 to 5254 code for a protein of 729 amino acids. Gene Ontology annotation, molecular function: oligopeptide transmembrane transporter activity. The transcript has 22 exons. Lineage: Eukaryota; Metazoa; Chordata; Mammalia; Primates; Hominidae. The record is from RefSeq and is a predicted model, not a curated record.